Molecule: messenger RNA, 1328 nt
Organism: Prorocentrum cordatum
Lineage: Eukaryota; Dinophyceae; Prorocentrales; Prorocentraceae
Source: the annotation of a GenBank genome assembly
AGCUCACCCCGCGGCUCCCAAGGCGCCAGUGCGCGGGGGGCGCCGCCCCUGGGGGACGAGAUGGGAGGUCGCUGGGGCGGCGCCGUGCCGCGCCGGCCGCGGUCUUUGCCUGCCCGGCAGGCCGCCAGCGGCGCCUCGUGUGCGUCGCGGCCGACCUGGGUGGCCCCAGGCGGCCGAGAGGCGGCCGAGGGGCACGGCUGGCGCCAGCAGGCCCACCGAUCGGAGGCCGCGUUGCGGAGCUACCUCGCGGGGUACGACGACGGGCGCAGCUUCCAGGCCUGCCUCUCGCGCGCCGACGCCGGCUUCGAGCUGGCGGCAGAAGGCCAGUGCCGCGAACGCGAGGAGGUGCAGCGGCUCGAGGCGGCCCUGUCCUCUGCGCACGAGUACUGGUGGUGUGCACAGCCGGUGGCGACGGAGCCCGCCGCCCCCGCGGCGGGCGGCGGGCUGGAGCGCGAGGCGCAGCGGCUGCGGUCGAGCCUGUGCCUCGUGCCCUCGCGGCGCGGGGCCUUCCGCGCGGAGGCGGCCGCGGUGCGCCAGCGCUGGGAGGCGGAGAGGGCCGCCCAGGGCGCGGGACGAGGGCGCGGGCGGGGGCGCGGCGCCGACGCGCUCCUGGCAGCGCCGCUUGGCACCCCUCGCUCGCCUGGGGCCCUGUCGGAGCGCGCGGCGCUGGUGCCAGGGGGGGAGCACGAUCGAAAUAGGUACGAAAAGAAUGGUCGGCAAACGUGGAGCAAGGGGGCGUGGAUGAGCGACAGGCUCCGUUUCCAUGGAAAAUCGCGGAUUUCCGCCGCCGAGCGAGGCGGCACCAGCCGCAUUUUGGGGAGGGCACCUCCCCCGGUCCAUGGGUUUGGCGACCGCGCGCCAAAUCCAUGGAUCGCCAAUCCAUGUCUGCGCGCCCCCGACAUGGGCACAGAGACCGACAGCAGGUCUUCCGGGGGCGAGACAUGAGCCCCACCCUCGCCCCCCAUCGGUGCAGGAGAGCCGAUGUCUGGUGGGGGCAGGGGUCGGAUGCCGCCACCUGACGGGGGGGACGAUCGAAACGAGUGCGGAAAGACUGGGCACGCAGAUGGACGGCAUUUUUUUUUUGUGGGAGCUGGCCGGGGGGUCUGCGGUGGCGCAGCACUAGCUCCAGCGAGCAGGAGGGGUAAUUGCCGAUGCUGAGCGACUUUCCUGGGGCUCAUCCGCCCAUCCAGGUCAGACUCCCCGGCCACCUCCCAAUUUUCAGAUCCCCUGGCCACCUUCCAAAUUUCGCAGGCCUGGAGGUUGACACCAACACCAAGAUCGGCGGGGUGCCUCCGCCGAGGGAAGAAGAUUCCGGUCUCGGUGAUGGU